CGCUGCAUCACAUUUUCAUGUGCUCUUCUUCGUCUUCGAACUCUCCAAAUCACUUACAGACAACACCACGAAAUUUUCUGAUCGCCAUUUUCAGGAGAUUCUCGUUUUGGAGUUUUCUCGCUGGCCUGUUACGGAUCUCAGACUGUGUUCGUUGUACUGUACGGAUAGUUAAUCUGUAGGAAAAAGCUAUAAACAUCGGGGGUUUUGGAAUCAAGCUUCGAAAAAAUUGAUUAGGUUGAUUAAGAAAUGAAGAAGUAAUUCGUUUUCACUUUUGGCAUUAUCCUGCUCCACUGAAUUCGAACCUUCGUUUUUGUUGCUUUCUGCUUGUAUUAUGCUCCUUUACUAAAUCCACCGAUUUUUCAACUCAAAUCCUCUCCAAUUGUUCGUAUUUUGCCCUUUUACUACCAAAUCCCUAACUCAGUUCACAAUAUGCGUUACUCUGAUUGUAUAAUGAUCCUAUUUUUGGGGGUUUUUGUGCUACUUUUGAACUUCCCUGCAUCGGCGGAUUCCGAUGUCACAACUUGCUCGGAUAUCGUGCCGAUGAAGACUCGCGAAGAUCAUAUAUCGAUUACAGAUUUUGGAGGUUUAGGUGAUGGAGUGAGUAUGAACACGAAAGCUUUCAGGAGAGCAAUUUACAGAAUUGAGCACUUGAAGAGGGCAGGUGGUACUGUUCUUUAUAUACCUCCUGGAGUGUAUUUAACAGGUCCUUUUAAUCUCACCAGCCACAUGACGCUGUUCUUAGCCAGAGAUGCUGUUAUUAAAGCCACAACGGAUACCGAGCAAUGGCCAUUAAUAGCUCCCCUUCCAUCUUACGGGAGAGGGAGAGAACGACCUGGCGGAAGGUACAUGAGUUUAAUCCACGGUGAUGGGCUCGAAGACGUAAUAAUCACAGGUGAAAAUGGGACGAUCGAUGGACAAGGCGAAGUUUGGUGGAACAUGUGGAGGAAAAAGACGCUCGACUUUACUAGACCGAACCUGGUUGAAUUGAUGAACUCGAAAGGUAUAAUUAUUUCCAAUGCAGUUUUCAAGAACUCGCCGUUUUGGAACAUUCACCCAGUGUAUUGUAGCGAUGUUGUUAUUAAUCAUCUCACCAUUCUUGCACCUCCCGACUCUCCCAACACUGAUGGAAUCGACCCCGAUUCGAGCACCCGAGUAUGCAUCGAGGACUCGUAUAUAUCAACGGGGGACGACCUGGUGGCAGUAAAAAGCGGUUGGGAUCAAUACGGGAUCGCCUACAAUCGCCCCAGCCGCGACAUAACGAUAAGACGCAUAACGGGAUCGUCUCCAUUCGCGGGAAUCGCAGUUGGGAGCGAAACAUCCGGCGGGAUCGAGAACGUGGUCGCCGAGCACAUAACUCUAUCCAAAAUGAGAGUCGGAAUCCAUCUCAAGACGAACGCCGGUAGGGGCGGCGUGAUACGAAACAUAACGAUCUCGAACGUGUACAUCGACGAUGCAGCUAUUGCGAUAAAGAUUGCGGGCGACGUAGGCGACCAUCCCGACGAGAAAUACGACCCGAACGCGCUGCCGGUGCUCAAAGACGUCGUGAUUAAGGAUAUCUGGGGCGAAGGCGUGCAGCAGCCGGGUCUGCUUAAGGGUCUCAAAAACGCGCCGUUUACGAGAAUUUGUUUGUCGAAUGUGAGCCUCGGCGAGGCCGUCGGGAAGAGGAAUAAGCCGUGGCAGUGCUCGGAGGUCAGCGGUGGCUCUGCCCGGGUCAGCCCGUCGCCGUGCGCCGAGCUGAUCGGCAGCUUACAGACAGGUACAUGCUCUAAUUUGUCUUGAUGAGAUAUAUAUAUAUAUAUAUAUGUGUGUGUGUGUGUGUGUAUUUUGUGAAGUUUGGGGUGUGUUUCUUAAGUUAUGUGAUGGUUUUAUUUGGUGUUUUGCAUCUUUGUGACGUUUUGUUUUUGUAUUAACUGUUGAUUUAUUUAUUUAUUUGAGAAAUGUGUUAGUAGUAAGUAAAAAAUUGUUUCGGUUAACAAAGUCUAGUUUUAU
This is a messenger RNA of Andrographis paniculata, 1989 nucleotides long. RefSeq names its product probable polygalacturonase. Gene Ontology annotation, molecular function: polygalacturonase activity. Bases 430 to 1779 code for a protein of 449 amino acids. Gene Ontology annotation, biological process: carbohydrate metabolic process. The record is from RefSeq and is a predicted model, not a curated record. NCBI's taxonomy places the organism in Eukaryota, Viridiplantae, Streptophyta, Magnoliopsida, Lamiales, Acanthaceae. The transcript is spliced from 6 exons.